CUGUCUCUCUUUUUUUUUUUUUAGGAUUUGGAGCUUCUUUCUUAUUUUUUAUUUUUUAUUUUUCAUAUGAAUGCUUAUUGCAUGGAUUAAACACCCCAAAACUGGAUGCGAAAAGAGGGGAAGAGUCCAAGUCCUUGCCCGUUCCUCGUUUCAAGCGUGAGCCCACCACAGCCACAAUUGAGCCAUGCCCUGCGUCCAGGCUCAGUAUGGAUCAUCACCCCAAGGCGCCAGCCCCGCGUCCCAGAGCUACAGCUACCACAGCGCGGGAGAGUACAGCUGCGACUUCCUCACGCCGGAGUUCGUGAAGUUCAGCAUGGACUUGACCAACACCGAGAUCACGGCCACCACCUCCCUGCCCAGCUUCAGCACCUUCAUGGACAACUACAACGCGGGCUACGACGUCAAGCCGCCCUGCCUCUACCAGAUGCCGCACGCCGGGGACCAGUCGUCCAUCAAGGUGGAGGACGUCCAGAUGCACGCCUACCACCAUCACCACCACCAUCACCACCACCAGCAGGGCCACCUGCCGGCCCAGUCCGACGACAUGAUGCCCCACGCCGGGCCCGUGUACUUCAAACCGGCGUCGCCGCACGCCCCCAACACGCCCAACUUCCAGGUGCAGCCGGGCUCCAUGUGGGAGGACCCGGGCUCCUUGCACAGCUUCCACCACAACUACAUGAUGGAGCAGCAGCGCAAGAACCCGGCCGUGUCGCGGCUCUCGCUCUUCUCCUUCAAGCAAUCGCCGCCCGGCACGCCCGUGUCCAGCUGCCAGAUGCGCUUCGACGGCCCGCUCCACGUCUCCAUGAGCCACGAGGGUCCGGCCGCGGCGGCGGCGCAGAGCUUCGCGGUGCCGAGCGCGCUCCGCAAGCAGGCCGGACUGGCCUUCCCGCACUCGCUGCAGCUGGGCCACGCACACCCGCUGGCGGACUCCCAGGCGCCGUCGCCGCCCUCCCGGGGCUCGCCCUCCAACGAGGGCCUGUGCGCAGUGUGCGGGGACAACGCGGCCUGCCAGCACUACGGGGUUCGAACCUGCGAGGGCUGCAAGGGAUUUUUCAAGCGCACCGUGCAGAAAAACGCCAAAUACGUCUGCUUGGCGAAUAAAAACUGUCCUGUGGACAAACGCCGGAGGAACCGGUGCCAGUUCUGCAGGUUCCAGAAGUGCCUGGUGGUGGGGAUGGUGCGAGAAGUGGUGAGGACGGAUAAUCUGAAAGGUCGAAGAGGACGUCUGCCGUCCAAGCCUAAAAGCCCCCAGGAGCCCUCGCCCCCGUCCCCGCCUGUCAGCCUCAUCAGCGCACUGGUUCGGGCCCAUGUGGACUCCAACCCGUCCAUGUCGGCACUGGACUACUCCAGAUUCCAGGCCAACCCGGACUACCACAUGAGCGGCGACAACACGCAGCACAUCCAGCAGUUCUACGACCUUCUGACGGGAUCCAUGGAGAUCAUCCGCGGGUGGGCGGAAAAGAUCCCGGGUUUCUGCGAGCUGCUCAAGCAGGACCAGGACCUCCUGUUCGAGUCCGCCUUCCUGGAGCUCUUCGUCCUGAGGCUCGCGUACCGGUCCAACCCGGUGGAGGGGAAAUUAAUUUUCUGCAACGGCGUCGUGCUGCACAGGCUGCAGUGCGUGCGUGGAUUCGGCGAGUGGGUGGACGCCAUCGUGGAGUUUUCUUCCAACUUGCAGGGCAUGAACAUUGACAUAUCUGCCUUCUCCUGCAUCGCCGCGCUCGCCAUGGUCACAGAGAGACACGGCCUGAGGGAGCCCAAGCGCGUGGAGGAGCUGCAGAACAAGAUCAUCAACUGCCUGAAAGACCAAGUGACUUUCACCAGCGGCGGCCUGAGCCGACCGAACUAUUUGUCCAAACUCCUGGGCAAGCUGCCCGAACUGCGCACGCUGUGCACGCAAGGUCUGCAGCGCAUCUUUUACCUCAAACUAGAAGACAUAGUGCCUCCGCCCGCCAUCAUUGACAAACUUUUCCUCGACACGCUCCCGUUCUGAUUGGGGCCGACACGAGACGAGAACUUCUUCCACAUUAUAUACAUAUAAAUAUAUCUACAUUGGGAAAAAAAACAAAAACAUUUUGUUAACUUAUUAUUUAUCAAGGGAGGUGUUUUAUUUUCACCAUCAC
Messenger RNA from Nerophis lumbriciformis (worm pipefish), 2120 nucleotides. RefSeq names its product nuclear receptor subfamily 4, group A, member 2a (gene nr4a2a). Gene Ontology annotation, biological process: cellular response to corticotropin-releasing hormone stimulus; regulation of transcription by RNA polymerase II; dopaminergic neuron differentiation. The record is from RefSeq and is a predicted model, not a curated record. Gene Ontology annotation, cellular component: nucleus; transcription regulator complex. Gene Ontology annotation, molecular function: RNA polymerase II cis-regulatory region sequence-specific DNA binding; nuclear glucocorticoid receptor binding; zinc ion binding. NCBI's taxonomy places the organism in Eukaryota, Metazoa, Chordata, Actinopteri, Syngnathiformes, Syngnathidae.